Cydia splendana is the source of this 1447-nucleotide messenger RNA. RefSeq lists its product as uncharacterized. The transcript is spliced from 3 exons. The record is from RefSeq and is a predicted model, not a curated record. The coding region runs from base 179 to 634 and encodes 151 amino acids. NCBI's taxonomy places the organism in Eukaryota, Metazoa, Arthropoda, Insecta, Lepidoptera, Tortricidae.
UGGUUGGUUUCAUCUGUAGGUACUUAAGUGACAAUGACAUUCAGCAUGUGCAAAAUGUCACAACACAAAAGUGCCUUUAAAUAAUUUACAGUUUUUUUAACAAACAUCCCUCCAUGUGAAAUAAAUAAUAUGAAGACCCCGGGCGAGGAGCAAGCUGAAUCCCCCCAAAAUACAGAACAUGAAACCAUACCUCCGGGCUAACAAAACAUUAAUGGUUCAACAGCUGCGUUCCGCGUCGAGGCUGGGCCGCCUGCGCCUGCUUGCUGGAGAGUUCGCCGCCGACGUGUGUGCGAUGUGGCGCUACGGCGCGCCUUUCCCCACCUUCCUCAAAAUCGUUGGCACGCUCAUCAUGUGCCUACUGUUCAUGUUGCCUAUUCUCUACCCGCUAUUUGUGAUUAUGAUCACAUACUAUACAUUUGAAGGACUAUUUCUCAGUUGGUGGCUGGUGCAACCGUGGCGGUUCUCACUAUUGGCAAUCGGACAGCGCGCGCUGGGGCUGGUGUUCCGGGUGCAACGUGUGCGCGAAGUGUGGAAGGUGCGCGACGUACUCACGCGCGCCAUCCUGCUCGCACACUCCCUCGCCACAUCCAUCGACUACCUCUGCGUCAUGCAGGGGCUCCUCGACGAGGCGUAGACCGACCGCAGCUCACGAGACAUGUAAAAGGGCCGCGAGGUGCCCAGACAUUGUGGAAGGUGCGCAAGUUGCUCCCGCUCGCCACCCUGCUCGCGCACUCCCUCGCCCUCGCGAGGGGCCUCGUCCGUCAUAACCUCUGCUUCUUUGGAAAGUGGAAGAUUAAUAGGCGUAAGACGGACAUUGACGAACCAAAUUAUUUCAAGCUACUAGCCAGUAUGAUAUAGUUACAUGUGACUGUGAAGGAUUAAUAGUGAAUAAUCAGAUCACAAUAUGUAUAAUUACUUAAAGUUCUUACCUAAUCCGCUGAGCCAAAUACUACACUCAACUUAAUGCAUGCAAUGGUAAAUCAAAAUGUAUUUUAAACAUAAAAUUACAAAAGUCUGUUUUGAUUAUUUCCUAAAACUGGAAAAAAAAGGUAAGAUUUAAUAGAAUUCCGCUCUAACCAAGCACCAAGGACCUGUUUGCAUACCUACAUGUAACUAGCUGAAUUGAAAUGAAAUACUCAAGGCACAUUCAUAUACGGCUAACAGUUAGUCUGGCUGCUGGCGAGCCGCUAGCGUCUACCAUUAUUUAAAAUAUUCCGCUAAGAGCCUGGUAAUAGGAGCUGCGGGAGUGAGAGGGUGACAGCGGCAGUAAGAAUGGGGGAUUGAGGUUGGGGGUGGUAGUAAAAUUACCUAACUAUAAGGGAGUGAAGUAAUUUCCUAGCGUCGGCGUAGUGAACAAUUUUUGUGCCUUGAUACCCUCGCAACGCCCAAGAUUCCACUUUUAGGACCACUCGCUAUGCUCGUCGUUCAAUUUUGGAACCUUUCGCUU